Pimephales promelas (fathead minnow) is the source of this 4064-nucleotide messenger RNA. Lineage: Eukaryota; Metazoa; Chordata; Actinopteri; Cypriniformes; Leuciscidae. The record is from RefSeq and is a predicted model, not a curated record.
CCGGGUGGGCGGAGCCGAGAGUCCGCGCGCUGUUGUGCAACACUGGCUACAUCAUCUUCAUCAUCAGCAUCAGGAGGAGCUGCUGUGCACGAGACACACACAGCAAUCCACACGGAUAUUCUCACAACCCAUUACAUCUGCUGUAGAUCAUCCACAAGACAACGUGCAUUUAACAACCUGUCUGAGCUCAGCAGGAGGAAGGAAGAACACUGGAACGCCAAGGGUUUAUUGCAACUUAUAUUCAACACAUUUUUAUUUUCCUUUCGCGCUCGAGGACGGAAAUCAAUUCAAAGAGGUGGGAUUUUCUGAAGUUUUGCAGAAGCUGCCGCUGGACUCGAUGGAAUAAUAGUGUGUAACUACAGAGCGAGGCAGAUGAUGAACAAGCAAAGCAUCAACGUGCACUAAACUGGAAAUCAGAGCAUCGUUUUAUUAAAGCACUUUUUUGUUUUCGCGAACUCAUCGGGACUUUUACGCAUCCAUCAUUUUAAUGUAGCUGAUAUAUCCAGGACAGCAUCAACAGCUCUAUCGUGUGGAAUAAAAAAAUAAAAAAUAACGAAAGGCAUUUGAGCCUGAGGAUGGAGGAGCAGAGUCAUCUGAUGCACACCCUGGGCGGCGUGACCCUUACCGGACUCCCGGGGGCUCUCCCGGUGCCUCAUGAUGGAGCAGACGCGAGGAGCAAGCAGGACAUCGGAGACAUUCUGCAUCAGAUCAUGACCAUCACCGACCAGAGCCUGGACGAGGCUCAAGCAAAAAAGCAUGGGCUGAACUGUCACAGAAUGAAACCGGCUCUGUUCAGCGUGCUCUGUGAAAUCAAGGAGAAAACAGGUCUCAGUAUCCGUGGCAGUCCUGAUGAAGACCCUCCGGACCCUCAGCUCAUGCGUCUGGAUAACAUGCUCCUGGCAGAGGGCGUGUCUGGGCCAGAGAAAGGGGGCGGGGCAUCAGCGGUUGCUGCGGCAACAGCAGCGGUGGGAGUCGGGGCCGACAACUCCAUCGAGCACUCGGACUACAGAGCAAAACUCACUCAGAUCAGACAGAUCUACCACACCGAGCUGGAGAAAUACGAGCAGGCGUGCAACGAGUUCACGACUCAUGUGAUGAACCUGUUGAGGGAACAGUCUCGUACGCGACCCAUCUCGCCCAAAGAGAUCGAGCGCAUGGUGAACAUCAUCCACCGCAAGUUCAGCUCCAUCCAGAUGCAGCUGAAGCAGAGCACCUGUGAGGCCGUGAUGAUCCUCAGGUCACGCUUCCUCGACGCCAGGAGGAAAAGGCGCAACUUUAGCAAGCAGGCGACGGAGAUUUUGAAUGAGUAUUUCUACUCUCACCUCAGUAACCCGUACCCCAGCGAGGAGGCGAAAGAGGAGCUGGCGAAGAAGUGUGCCAUCACCGUGUCGCAGGGGAAGGGAAGCACCAUCACUGUGUCACAGGUGUCGAACUGGUUCGGUAAUAAACGUAUUCGCUAUAAGAAGAACAUUGGUAAAUUUCAGGAAGAGGCGAAUCUGUACGCUGCGAAGACAGCAGUGACGGCGACUCAGGCCGUAGCGGCCGCUGUACACAACAGCCAGACCAACUCGCCCGCAACGCCCAGCUCUGGUUUUCAGAUGAAAGAUGAAGACUUUCAAUUGGAUGCAACAGAAGAUAAAAACAACCUGUUAAACAACAUUUUCACUGGGUCUUCGGGUUCGUAUAGUUUGCCAGGUUCGGGAGACAUGUUUAUGAGCAUGUCCAGUCUGAACGGGUCAUACCAGCCGGCCCAGGUCCCGUCCCAGCACAAGACACAUGUCUGUUUUGCGGCAGGUCUCAGUAUCCGUGGCAGUCCUGAUGAAGACCCUCCGGACCCUCAGCUCAUGCGUCUGGAUAACAUGCUCCUGGCAGAGGGCGUGUCUGGGCCAGAGAAAGGGGGCGGGGCAUCAGCGGUUGCUGCGGCAACAGCAGCGGUGGGAGUCGGGGCCGACAACUCCAUCGAGCACUCGGACUACAGAGCAAAACUCACUCAGAUCAGACAGAUCUACCACACCGAGCUGGAGAAAUACGAGCAGGCGUGCAACGAGUUCACGACUCAUGUGAUGAACCUGUUGAGGGAACAGUCUCGUACGCGACCCAUCUCGCCAAAAGAGAUCGAGCGCAUGGUGAACAUCAUCCACCGCAAGUUCAGCUCCAUCCAGAUGCAGCUGAAGCAGAGCACCUGUGAGGCCGUGAUGAUCCUCAGGUCACGCUUCCUCGACGCCAGGAGGAAAAGGCGCAACUUUAGCAAGCAGGCGACGGAGAUUUUGAAUGAGUAUUUCUACUCUCACCUCAGUAACCCGUACCCCAGCGAGGAGGCGAAAGAGGAGCUGGCGAAGAAGUGUGCCAUCACCGUGUCGCAGGGGAAGGGAAGCACCAUCACUGUGUCACAGGUGUCGAACUGGUUCGGUAAUAAACGUAUUCGCUAUAAGAAGAACAUUGGUAAAUUUCAGGAAGAGGCGAAUCUGUACGCUGCGAAGACAGCAGUGACGGCGACUCAGGCCGUAGCGGCCGCUGUACACAACAGCCAGACCAACUCGCCCGCAACGCCCAGCUCUGGUUUUCAGAUGAAAGAUGAAGACUUUCAAUUGGAUGCAACAGAAGAUAAAAACAACCUGUUAAACAACAUUUUCACUGGGUCUUCGGGUUCGUAUAGUUUGCCAGGUUCGGGAGACAUGUUUAUGAGCAUGUCCAGUCUGAACGGGUCAUACCAGCCGGCCCAGGUCCCCGUCCCAGCACAGACACAGGGAGACUCCAUACGUCACGCCAUCGGUCAGUCGUUGGGUUACAGCGAUGGCCUGCGGGGAAACCCACUUUACAGCCCUCAUGGCUUGAACGGUAACGGUGGCUGGCAUGAUGCGGUCACUCCGUCUUCUGUGACGUCUCCUAUAGAGGGAGCAAACAGCGUUCACUCGGACACCUCUAACUGACCCGUCCGAACUCAACAUCUCCAGCGAGAACACGGAAACGAAACACACACGUGAAACCGCACUAUCAACACCGUAGGAUUGAUGGUUCCUGCUUUCUUUCCAAAACUGGUGAUGCCUCAAUAAACAUGGCCAACAUGUACGAUUGCGGAAACGAGGGAUGCUUUCGUCAUAAUCUCUGUGAACAUCUUUGAAUAGGUUUAAAAAUAGAUCAUGAUUUAAAAUGACUUUUAUCACUGUCUUCUUGCACAGUACAGUGUGUUCGUUCUUAAGUGUGAUUUUUCUCUAAUGAUCACGAAAUGAUUUUUUUAAACGGUAUUUUUUAAUGAUGUUAAUAAUGUUAUGCAUAAUAAUAAUGGUCAAUGACAUCUUAGUUAUGACAAUAAUUGACUGCAGUCAUGCAUAUUUCAGCUAUUUAUAUUCAGGUACAGUGUACCAAGAUCACUACAUCGAAAGAGCAAAGCUGUAGGCUUCCAGAAGUAAAAUACCUUUGAUAAUGUCCAAAAAGAAGAUGUAUAACGUAUCAAGUGACUGUAUCAGUGGAGCUGAUUGGUUUCUUUCAGGUCCAGGUUGGCUCACAACAAUGUUUUGAGAAAUGUCUAUGGAGAAAAUGCAUGGAAAAUUGACUUCUAUAAACUUUCCAAAAGGUUUUUUUUUUUUUUUUUUUUUUUUUUUUUACAGUGAUGCCAGAUUUUGUGGAACCAUUUUCGGUGCCGCGAAGAACGUUUUAAUAUUCUACGAUAAAUAAGGACUUUUAUUUCUAAGAGUGUAGAGCUACUGUUGACAGAUCAUGCAAACCAGAUUUGUAAAAGCAACAAAUCAUAAUCAAAUCAUAAAAAAAGCAUUUUUUUAUGUUUUUUUUUUCCUUACUCCAUACAUUAAUGCUCCGUAUGACAGAAUAUACUGAUUCUUUUUAAGUUUGCUUUACUUUUUGCUACUCUUUGGGUAGUUUUUAAUUUGCAAUGUCUUUUAAAAAGGUUGUAAUAUUUAAAAAAAAAAUAUGUUCUAAUGUAUUAACAGAAUUUACACUGAGCAACUCUCUAUGAAGAAAAAUUCAUGUAAUAUUAUUAGUUUUUUGAUAAAGGAAAUACUUGUAUUUCUGGCCAAACAAGUGUUUCAAUAAACAUUUUGAAUUGA